Molecule: messenger RNA, 3048 nt
Organism: Pundamilia nyererei
Lineage: Eukaryota; Metazoa; Chordata; Actinopteri; Cichliformes; Cichlidae
Gene: cdh26.1
Product: cadherin 26, tandem duplicate 1
Exons: 18
Coding region: 27-2420 (797 amino acids)
Biological process (GO): multicellular organism development; cell morphogenesis; cell-cell adhesion mediated by cadherin
Cellular component (GO): adherens junction; plasma membrane; catenin complex
Molecular function (GO): beta-catenin binding; cadherin binding; calcium ion binding
Source: RefSeq, a predicted model, not a curated record
GAGGAUAUCAAGGAGUGUAGAGCAAGAUGAGGAUCUCCCUUUUUCUGUUGGUUGCUGCAGCAGCCGUGGCAGAUUGUUAUGGUAGCAAGUACAGCAGCCCUUCCAAAAGGGAUCUCCUGGUGCGUUCCAAAAGAAGAUGGGUCUUAUCUACAAUUGAAUUAGAAGAAGAGAAGGAUGGACAGUACCCCAUGGAGAUUUCAGUGAUGUAUAACGACAAGACUCAGGGGAAAGACUUUAGGUUCCGUUUAAGUGGUGAAGGUGUGCCGGACGUGUUUACCAUCAAUGAAAACACUGGAGCCGUCUUUGCACAUAAAAAAGUGGACAGGGAGCAAAAGCCACUUUACCAUAUUAACUUUGAUGUCUUGGACAGAAAUACGGGUGAACAACUAGACAAGGAACUAGCAUUUGAUGUUGAAAUACAAGACAUAAAUGAUAAUCCACCCAAGUUCUCUUUUCCUGAAGUAACAGUUAAUGUAAAAGAAAAUAUACAAGGAAGCCUUUUGCCAGUUACCCUGGUGGUCACAGACAAAGAUAAGGAGAACACAGCCAACUCUGAAUUUAACAUCACGAUGGUUUCACAGACUCCAGCAGAGCCCAAAAUUGCUGUGCAGCAACUUCCAGGAGGACUGGCCAAACUCACCUUAAAAGGAUGCUUUGACUAUGAUAAAGCAACAAAGUAUACCAUCGUCUUACAAGCAAAAGAUCGUGGAACAAAGCCAAAGACUCAGUCCUCUACUGCUGUUGUUACCCUGAACAUUGUCGAUGCGAACACUCACCAACCAAGAUUUAAGCAGAGACAGUACAACGGUGAAGCAAUAGAAAUGGAGACCAUUGCUAAUGUUUUGAGAGUUGCUGUGGAGGAUAAAGACACUCCAAACACUGAUGCAUGGCGUGCCAAGUACUCCAUUAUUGCAGGGAAUGAAGAAGGAAUCUACAAAAUUGAAACUGAUCCAGAAACAAAUGAAGGUGUCCUGAGUAUUGUCAAGAAAAAAAAUUUUGAACGCACAACUUCAAUAAACCUGCAGAUUGGAGUAAAAAACAUUGAAGACAUAUUUGUUUGUGCUGGCACAAAUCCACCUACAGACAGAGCCAAUGUCACUCUAAAAAUGAUUGAUACCAACGAUCCACCAGAGUUUGAAAAAGCUAUAGAUGACAUGCACUUGAAGGAGGAAGCAGAGCCAGGAAAGGUGCUGUUCAAGCCAAAGGUUCAUGAUGUCGACUCUAAUAUUAUCAGGUAUGUGCUCCUAACAGAUCCAGCUGACUGGGUGGCCAUUGAUACCAAAACAGGAGAAAUCAAAUCAACUAAGAGGAUGGACAGAGAGUCACGAUUUGUUGAUGACGAGAAUGUUUACACAGUCGUCAUAGCUGCCAUAGAUGAUGGUCAGCCUCCAGCCACGAGCACAUGCACUGUCAGGAUCCACCUGACGGACAUCAAUGACAAUACUCCUAAACUGGUCAACAACAGCGCUGUCAUGUGUGGAAACAAGGUUAACAAGGUCAAGGUGCAUGCAAAGGACCUAGAUGCCAUUCCUUACAGUGGACCCUUCCACUUUACUCUGGGGGAUGAAACACAAAAGCAACAGUGGAAAAUAGAACCUGACUAUGGUGAGGAAGUAUCUCUUGUUAGCCAGAAGACACUUCCUUAUCUUAACUAUUCCAUUCCCUUGGUGAUUAUGGACCAACAGGGCAUAGCUGGACUUGACACUCUGCAAUUGACCGUGUGUCAGUGUGAUGAAAAUGAUGUUUGUCGCGACAGAGAGCCGCUUUCAACCCGUCUUGGACCAGCUGGCAUUGGGUUGGUUAUUAUUGGAUUGCUUGCAUUUUUGUUGCUUCUAAUUGCAUUUUUCUGCAAGUUUGGACCAGAUAAGAUUUUGCCACAAGAUGAGGGCAAUCAGACUCUAAUCCAGUACAAUCAAGAAGGAGGGUGCUCUCCAUGCAUGACCGAGCCCAAUUUCGUCCCGUCACAAGUAGAUAAUAUGGCAGUGACAAAUGGUCAGAUGGAUACCAUGCAGAUUGAUACAGAAGGACCAUAUGACAUAAAUGGGUACAACAGCUCAGCGUCUACCAUGUUCCACUCACUAGGCAUGCAUCAACAAGAAACCUACAGGAGCCAUGGCAUGAGAAGCAUGGCCGGCUCAUCAAUUUACCAACGUUCUUUCAGCCUUCGAUCGGCUGACCGCAUUGAAGACCAUAUCAACAGGAGAUGUAACGAGGUUGAUGGAAAUGUUGUUGACCACCCAACAUACCAACCCCACAGCUAUGCCUUUGAAGGAGAUGGCAGCAUAUGUCAGUCAUUGGAUAAACUGUCAUUCCACGACAUGGGAGAGGAUUUUAAGUAUCUGGAUGAUUUGGGGCCAAAGUUCAAGACUUUGGGACAGAUGUAUGAUGAGGCAAUAAAAAAAAAGAAAGUACAGCUUUAAAAGGCACUGCUGAUAUGUAAAUUGUAUUCCAAGUUUCGCUCCCUAAAAUACAGACUGAGCAGAGAUGAUACACCACUACGUUUUAAUAUUUUUACUUAAAGAAUUUGGACUAUAACAUCUAAUUCAUCCUAAGCCAGAUAUAUUUUGUUGGCAUUAAGAUGGAUUUAGCGCACUGCACAGCUAGUGACGCACUAGUGGUUUGUGAAAUGUAAUAACUUGAAAGGGAUUAGGUGUGUUUUCUUGUUUUUUUAGUUUGCUUUGUCAGGGCAGUAUUAUUGGGAAAUUUAAUAGAACUUCUUUUGUUGAAACUGAGAUGACUCCUGUUAGUCACAUUUUUCUAGAGUACUGUUUUGUAAAGGAUUUUUGAUGAGAACACAGGGCUUAUCAUAAUGGGUUAUUGUUCAUGCAAGUUAGAAAUGUCCUUGGCCUAUGGUUGAUGAUCGAGUGACAUACUGGUCUGGAAUUAACACUGGAUAUCCUACAAGAUUAAAACGUUAAUGUUAAUGUUUAGUUUUCGUAUUUGCAUUUCAUGAUACAAAAAUAACAAACUUUAUUCCUAUAACACCUUUCUAAACCAGUCACAAGGUUCUUUAAAUACUUUACAAUACAAAAAUAACACAUUUUUAUA